Messenger RNA from Sugiyamaella lignohabitans, 567 nucleotides. RefSeq names its product Cia1p (gene CIA1). Gene Ontology annotation, molecular function: protein binding. The transcript has a single exon. Gene Ontology annotation, biological process: iron-sulfur cluster assembly. The coding region runs from base 1 to 567 and encodes 188 amino acids. Gene Ontology annotation, cellular component: cytosolic [4Fe-4S] assembly targeting complex. Lineage: Eukaryota; Fungi; Ascomycota; Dipodascomycetes; Dipodascales; Trichomonascaceae. The record is from RefSeq and is a predicted model, not a curated record.
AUGUUACUGGCGUCAACGUCUUAUGAUGACACAAUUCGCAUAUGGAAAGAAGAUGAUGAUGAUUGGACAUGUGUAGCCGAUAUUGCUGGUCAUACAGGUACAGUAUGGGGUUGCGAUUUCGAGACCCCCUCAUCAGCUGAAAGCGAAGCCCGCUUGGUUUCAUGCUCUGACGACUUAACUUGCAUUGUAUGGGCCAGAGUGGGUAGUACAGGUGGAUUCGAUAGGAACGCCAUUCCAUCCACAUUCCGCUCAGACCAGUUAUCUGAGGAAUGGGUCAAGGAAGCAACGCUGCCUGCUGCUCAUAGCAGAACAAUUUACUCAAUUGCGUGGAGCCCUACUAGCAGACGUAUUGCUUCUGUAGGUGCCGAUGGCAAGCUUGUAAUUUAUAGUCAGAAACCCAACAGCACAGAGUGGUCAAUUGAUCAAAUUAUAGAAACAUCGCAUGGUAUUUAUGAGACGAACUAUGUUGUAUGGGCCGCUCCUCGAUCCGACGGCAAAGAACUAAUACUGACAGGUGGAGACGAUGGAAAUGUCCACAUCUGGCAGGAGUCCAGUUUGGAUGCGUGA